This is a messenger RNA of Amphiprion ocellaris (clown anemonefish), 928 nucleotides long. Its product is annotated as C-reactive protein-like. The record is from RefSeq and is a predicted model, not a curated record. Bases 201 to 755 code for a protein of 184 amino acids. The transcript has 4 exons. Lineage: Eukaryota; Metazoa; Chordata; Actinopteri; Pomacentridae.
AUUUCAUGUGGGAGAUCAGGCUAUAAAACCCCAAAUGUGCAUCUGCAGCUUGGUCUUCCCAGUGGCGCAGUAGGGUUUGCACUGAAAAAAUGUGACUUUCAGCCGUCCUCGUUGUCGUUGCCAUCUCAGUGGCACUGUCCGGGAGUGUCACAAUUAAGACCUUGGUAUUUCCCAGUGAAACAAGUGACAGUUAUGUUGAGAUGGUCCCUCUGAAACCACUGCAGCUGAAGGCUUUCACUCUGUGCAUGCGUUUGGCCACAGAGCUCAAAGGCGAGCGAGAGGUCAUCCUCUUUGCAUACCGAACUGGAGACUAUGACGAGCUGAACGUGUGGCGCGAACUGGACGGCAGACUGUCCUUCUACCUCAGUGGCGAUGGUGUUUUCUUCCAAGUCCCUGAGCUCGGUGCCCUAAAGACGCAUCUGUGUGUAACAUGGGAUUCCAGUUCUGGUGCAGCUACCGUCUUCAUGGAUGGAAGGAAAAGCUUGACCAAAAUCUACAAGAAGGGUCACACCAUCCGCGCAGGAGGAAAAGUUCUCCUUGGACAAGAUCCAGAUUCUUACUUGGGUGACUAUGAUGCCAAACAGAGUUUUGUUGGGGAGGUUUGUGACGUAAAUAUGUGGGACUCUGUUCUGCCAGACAGGACGAUCAAAGACCUGGUCUCUGGGAAGAGAGUACAAAGAGGAAAUGUUUUUGACUGGGAAACCAUACAGCUUAAGAUUUCUGGGACAGUAGAGGUCAUUCAUCGUGAAUUGUAGCUUCUGCUUUAAUAAAAAUGUUGUAAUGUCAAGUAAGGCAACAUAAAGCUCUGAAGCCAACAGAAGCCAUCAAUAUCCCUGUAUGACAUGCAUGAAGAUGAUUUAUUGAUGAAGAUACAAAUCUGUGAACGAAAUGUUUUCUGGUCCAAUAAAAAUUCAUGCUUAAACUGUCA